Molecule: messenger RNA, 750 nt
Organism: Peromyscus eremicus (cactus mouse)
Lineage: Eukaryota; Metazoa; Chordata; Mammalia; Rodentia; Cricetidae
Gene: Erln
Product: small integral membrane protein 6
Exons: 2
Coding region: 219-380 (53 amino acids)
Source: RefSeq, a predicted model, not a curated record
CUAAGCAACCAGUCUAGCCCACCUUUGUUUGCUCUGGUGGCGCAGCAAAGGUGUAGUCAGAGCUCCUUGGCAAUGCUCUGGGCUGCCUCAGUCAUUUCUCUGAGUUGCUGAACAGCUGUGGUCACCUGGCAGUGUGAGGCCUGAAGGACAAUCCUGACUUGGCUUUCCCUCAUAAGACACAAACUAUUAGCAGAACCACCAGAUUUACGUGGGGCCAAAUGGUAACCCUAAAGACCAUCCAGAAUGAUGACUUCUGGAACAAUCCCUGGGAUGUGGGGGGCCUGAUAGUGGUUGGCUUAUUCACCUCCACAUUCCUGUUCUUCAUCGUAUUUGCCAUUGUGUUUGGAUUUGUGGAAAAGACUCUGUGCAGAGAGGACUGACCUGACUUCCUGGAGCCUAGAGGGCAGCAAGGAAAGCCGGGCUGACCUGCUCACCCCAUACCUGCAGGAGCUCUGUGGUCCCUCUGGCUCAAGGAAGAAUCUAUGUGAACCACUGGAUCUGGCUUAGGGGUUGGUCAAAUAGAAAGAUGGGAAGGCUGGUCUGAUACCAUUUCUGGCUCUCCCACCCUGCUACCAGUUGACCUGCUAACACUGUAAGCGCGUGGAGAGAGACUCGCUCUACCUCAAGUGAGAGCAGAAAUGGCUAACAAAGCCUUUUAUAAGGGUCUCUGCCCAGGCAGCAAUUUUGCAAGUCCUCAACAGAGGAGACAAAACAUCAGAUGAAGUAAAAAUUCCUUUCCAAAUCCUCUAA